Danio aesculapii is the source of this 685-nucleotide messenger RNA. RefSeq names its product dynein light chain Tctex-type 1-like. The record is from RefSeq and is a predicted model, not a curated record. Gene Ontology annotation, biological process: microtubule-based movement. The transcript is spliced from 5 exons. Gene Ontology annotation, cellular component: cytoplasmic dynein complex; cytoplasm. Lineage: Eukaryota; Metazoa; Chordata; Actinopteri; Cypriniformes; Danionidae. Gene Ontology annotation, molecular function: dynein intermediate chain binding. Bases 233 to 571 code for a protein of 112 amino acids.
AAUAAAGCCUACUUAGAGCUUACAUUUCUAGGACGUUUGAUAAGCAUACAUGUAUUAUUGGGUGUGCUUGUUCAAAUUUAAAUACAAAACUAAAUAUUGUAAAGCCUCCUGGUUGACAACGAACCGUCUCUCGGUAGCAACGAGUCUGUUAGAAGCCGUGAUUACUCUCUAGGGAGGGAAUGACAAUAGUCUGUCUCCGUAGAAACUACAAAACAUUCAGCGAAGUGGCGCAAUGGACGAAGAUCAAUCCGAAGAGACUACAUUUGUUGUGGACGAAAUUACCACUAUUAUCAAAGAGACUGUUGAAACCACCAAUGGAAACAAUUCAUACCAACACGAAAAGAUUAAUCAGUGGAUGUCAAGCAUUGCAGAAAUAAGUCUGAGUCAGCUAACUAAAUUAGGAAAACCUUUCAAGUACAUAGUGACAUGCAUCAUAUUGCAAAAAAAUGGGGCAGGUUUACACACUGCCAGCUCGUGUUUCUGGGACAACACUACAGAUGGGAGCUGCACAGUACGAUGGGAAAAUAAAACCAUCUACUGCAUAGUUAGUGUCUUUGGGCUUGCCAUUUGAGGAUGAAUAUAAUCAUGUAGGCUCAUGUCCAGGUCAAAGGAUUCCAAACAUUUUUCUUUGCAAUGCUGUACCUGUUAGAUUCGUUUCACAAAUAAAUUUGAUUUGCAAUUUUAA